This is a messenger RNA of Notothenia coriiceps (black rockcod), 8502 nucleotides long. RefSeq names its product receptor-type tyrosine-protein phosphatase delta-like. The record is from RefSeq and is a predicted model, not a curated record. Bases 394 to 5973 code for a protein of 1859 amino acids. Lineage: Eukaryota; Metazoa; Chordata; Actinopteri; Perciformes; Nototheniidae. The transcript is spliced from 37 exons. Gene Ontology annotation, biological process: protein dephosphorylation. Gene Ontology annotation, molecular function: protein tyrosine phosphatase activity; protein binding.
UAAGCAAGAAGGCAGGGAGUAUCAAUGACAUCAACCAGCAGUAUCUGAGGCCGCUUGACCGGCAAUGCUCUCCCGACAAAAAGGGCUGAGGAGCAGCCCGUGACCCGCUGCGUUUUCGAGAGCUCUGUCGACAGCCAGCACGGUGAGGAGAGAAACACCGGCGAUGUGUGCAUGCAUCCCCCACAAAGGCAGACCUUUCUGUGACUGGAGCUCCGCUGCCGACGGAUUACAUUCAUCCUUGCUGUUUCCGAGGAAGCUUCCAGCUGCAAAUCCACCCACAUGAAUCUACCAGACAGUAAAGAAGACGGAGCACUUCCUACCCAGAGUGCCUACCCUUGUUGAGUGAAGCCCUACCCAUAUCUACGUCAUCUCCAACCAACCCACGGUGGAGCCAUGCCUCUGUCCAGGACAGGUGGAGCUCUUGCCCGAUGCAGGAGGCCUAUCCUGGGGCUCCGCUCUAGCCCCUCUCCCCUGGGUCUGCUGCUGCCUUUCAUUAUCCUGCUAACUGGCCCUUUGAGCAGUGUGUGUGGAGCACCAGCUUCCCCAAAGUUCACCAAGAUGCCCACAGACCAGAUCGGCGUGUCAGGGGGUGUGGCAUCAUUUGUGUGCCAGGCCAGUGGCAGUCCCAAGCCUGUUGUCUACUGGAACAAGAAGGGCAAGAAGGUCAACUCCCAGCGUAUCGAGACUGUAGAGUUUGAUGAGGGAGCCGGUGCUGUGCUAAGGAUCCAGCCUCUCAGAGCACCCCGAGACGAGAACAUCUACGAGUGUGUGGCACGCAACAGUGAAGGGGAGGUGUCUGUCACUGCAAAGCUGGCCAUUAUUAGAGAGGACCUGUUGCCAUUCGGCUUCCCCAGUAUAGACAUGGGUCCCCAGCUGAAGGUGGUGGAGCGGACGCGGACGGCCACCAUGCUGUGCGCUGCCAGCGGCAUCCCCGACCCGGAGAUCUCCUGGUUCAAAGACUUCCUGCCCGUGGACCCCUUCAGCAGCCAGGGUCGCAUCAAACAGCUCCGAUCAGGAGCGCUACAGAUCGAGAACAGCGAGGAAACGGACCAAGGGAAGUACGAGUGUGUGGCCACCAACUCUCAGGGUGUGCGCUACUCGUCCCCGGCCAACCUUUAUGUGCGAGCUGCUACGGUGAUGACGUGGUCUGCCUACGCAGCAGAGUGCAUUGACUGCAUUGACUGCAUUGUGAGGCCUUGUGUGCAGAACCCUUGGUAUUGCCUUCACUCCCCGAUCAAUGUUUUCUGCAUGGUGAAAGGCUAUCGUGUGUACUACACCAUGGACCCGUCCCGGCCUAUGAAUGAGUGGCAGAUCCAUAACGUCCAGGACAGCGUGAUCACCACCAUCCAGAACCUGGUGACCUCGGAGACGUACACCAUCCAGGUCCUCGCCUUCACCUCUGUAGGAGACGGACCCUUCUCAGACCCCGUCCAUGUUAAAGUUAUGCCUGGAGUCCCAGGCCAACCGGGGAAGUUUAAAGUCAAUAAGGUGGCCGACACACACAUUGAGCUGACCUGGGAACCUGCCUACACAAAGGAGGGCAUCGUCAACUAUGAACUGCUCUACAGACCUGUCAAGUUUGGCAGCUUGGAGAAGCUGACAUUCGGGCCGAGGAGUUCGUACACAGUGGAGGGUCUGAAAGCCAACACAGAGUACUCCUUCUCCCUGGCCGCCAUCUCAAACAAAGGCAUCGGAGCUUUCACCAACGAGCUGGUGCAGAGGACAUUACAAGCCAAGCCCUCAGCAGCACCUGAGGGUGUGUCCUGCGAGAGUGCCAGCUCCAGCUCGCUGAGAGUUAGUUGGAGGCCGCCUCCAAUGGAGGGUCACAAUGGCGAGUUGGCAGGUUAUGAGCUGAGAUACCAGAGGGUUUCUGGGGCAGGAGGCGGAGUUCAGGGCCUGGAGGGGAAGGGGCUUCCUAUCCCCGCCCUGCAGGGGGAGACAUUGCUAGAGGGGCUGGAGAAAUGGAGCUGGUACAACAUCUCCAUGGCAGCCUUCACUGCAGAGGGGACUGGACCCAAAAGCCUCUCUGUGAUCUGCAGAACUAAUGAGGACGUUCCUGGUGCAGCCCCUCGUCAGGUGGACCUCCAGCCGCUCAACUCCUCAGCGAUCAGAGCCACUUGGAGGUCUGUGUUGCCACGGUUACGGCAAGGCCAAAUCCGUGGCUACCAAGUUCAUUUCGGCCGUGCUGAUAGCGGUGAAUCACGAAACCUUCCCCGCAUUAAAGACCUCUUAUUGGACGAGUCCCAGAUGGAGGAGGAUGACUCGACUCAAUAUGAGCUCAUUUUAGAAAGUCUGAAAGCAGAGACUUUCUACUCCAUCUCGGUGGCAGCGUACACCACCAAAGGGGAUGGAGCGCACAGCAAAGCCAAGCUGGUGCAGACCCUGGGGAUUGUGCCCGGCCCCCCCUCCCUUUGGGUGCAUCCAGGAUCUGGUCCGUCAGUGGUGGUGCGGUGGGCUCCUCCAGUGGAAUGCUCUGAUAGCCGGGGGGCUCCGCUGGAAAUCAGGGGUUACCGCCUGCAGUUUGGCCUAAAGAAUACUUCCUUAGACACCACAGUGAAUUUCACAAAUCGCGAGAGAAACUUCACUAUCAGAAACCUCUCCCAGGGGUCCUCCUACGUCUUUCUUCUCUCUGCUAAGAGCCGAGCAGGAUACGGAGACGUGGUGCAGCAGGAGAUAAAAGUUCCCAUGUUCCCACCCUUGGGAUACCCAAAAAUAACUGACUUUGUUAAUGACACUUGCUGCUCCCUCCAGUUCUCCUGGUUGCCCCUUUCCCAGGAAGAGUGCAAUGGUGACAUCACAGAGUACACCUUAUCGUACAGAGAAGCCACGGCCCCCAAACCCUCUGCCGACCCCGGCCCGUCAGCAGUACCAGCCCCUACUGCGCCCCCUUGGCUGAUCACGCUGCCAGCGAGUGAAUCCCGCUACACCAUCCUGGGCCUCAAUCACAGCACAGCCUACGUGGUGCAGCUAAGAGCCCACAACAAGGCGGGGCCAGGCCCCUUCAGCCCACCUCUGGUGAGCCGAACCCUGGCCUUUGAAACAGUUCUUACAGGUUGGCCAUUCACCUGUGAACCUCGGAGAGGCCGAGAACUGCAAAGUCCAGGGGAACACGACUACUCCCCCCAAUCUCCUCCACUCACUCACUUAUACCUUCAUCACCUACCCUUCACCACCAGUGGACGCAGGCUGAAUGUUAAUGGAUGUUUGCUUCAAGAGCACUGCUUAUCACAAACCCUCAGGGGGGAAACUGGUCUGGUGCUGUAUCUGCAGGUUUGCAAUGUGCCGAGGAAUUUUUCUGUCAAUCUGGCCACUAAGACCAGUGUUUUGCUGACCUGGGAGUUUCCAGAGAGCAGCAACCCCUAUCGCUUUACGGUGGAGUAUAACAGACAGAAGAUGGAGGUGGACGCUCGUCUGAAAAAGGCUGUCAUCCCAAACCUUCAGCCUGACACGAGCUACGACUUUAAGAUCACAGCUCCAGAGGGAAACAUGGGCGGCCUUCGCCAUCGCAUCUCCGCCAAGACUUCCCCACCAAUUAAUAUCCGCCGCCCUGAAAUUGACCACACCCGUGACACCGAGACCACCGUCACCAUAAUCCUGCCGUCGCUGGAGAAUCGCUCCCCCGUCAAGAACGUGUAUGUUGUCGUGGUUCCACUGAGGAGAGCCCGCGGCGUCAUCAGACACCUCAAGAGUCCAGAUGAAAUGGACCUAGAGGAGCUGUUAAAAGACAUCAGUCAAAAGCAGAAAGAUUCUCGGCAGCAGAAGCAGGUGGACCUGCGGCGGGCUUACAUAACGGCCCGUUUCACACCUGCCACGCUGCCGGCCUUCUUCACCCUGGGGGACCAGCUGGACUACGGGGGCUUUGAGAACCGAGCUCUGGAGGCGGGGCAGGAGUACGUCUUCUUCAUCCUGGCCGAGCUCAACUCCACAACGGGGAAAAUGUACGUGGCGAGUCCCUACACAGACCCUGUGAUUGCCCCAGAUUCAGACCCCCAGCCCCUCGAUGCAGGCGACGGUCUGAUCUGGGUGGUUGGACCCGUGCUGGCUGUGGUCUUCAUCAUCUGCAUUGUCAUUGCUAUCCUCCUUUACAAAAACAAACCUGACAGCAAGCGGAAGGACUCUGAACCCGGUACCAAGAGACUUUUGGAGAACGAAGAUGGAACGAGGAUAGCCCAUCACCCGACAGACCCCGUGGAGAUGAGACGCAUCAACUUCCAGACUCCAGGAAUGAUGAGCCACCCCACCAUCCCCAUCAACGAGCUGGCCGAGCACAUUGAGGUGCUGAAAGCCAACGACAACCUGCGCCUCUCCCAGGAGUAUGAGUCCAUCGACCCUAGUCAGCAGUUCACCUGGGAGCAUUCAAACCUGGAGGUCAACAAGCCCAAAAACCGCUACGCUAACGUCAUAGCGUACGACCACACCAGAGUCAUCCUGGCUCCCCUAGAAGGUAUCCUGGGGAGCGACUACAUCAACGCCAACUACAUUGAUGGCUACAGGAAGCAGAAUGCCUACAUCGCUACACAGGGGCCACUGGCGGAGACGUUCGGGGACUUUUGGAGGAAGGUGUGGGAGCAGCGGGCCGCCUCUGUGGUCAUGAUGACACGCCUCGAGGAGAAGUCACGGAUAAAGUGUGACCAGUACUGGCCGAGUCGCGGCACAGAGACGUACGGGACGAUCCAGGUCACCCUGCUGGACACAAUGGAGCUGGCCACAUUCUGUGUGCGCACCCUUUCCCUGCACAAGAGUGGCAGCAGUGAGCGGCGAGAGGUGCGUCAGUUCCAGUUUACAUCCUGGCCAGAUCACGGUGUGCCGGAGUAUCCCACCCCCUUCCUCAACUUUCUCCGCAGGGUCAAAGCCUGCAACCCUCCUGACGCCGGACCUAUUAUCGCUCACUGCAGUGCCGGCGUUGGUCGCACUGGCUGUUUUAUUGUCAUCGAUGCCAUGCUGGAGCGCAUUCGACAAGAGCGCACUGUGGACAUCUACGGUCACGUGACCCUGAUGCGCUCACAGAGGAACUACAUGGUGCAGACGGAGGAUCAAUACAGCUUCAUCCAUGAGGCCCUGCUGGAGGCCGUGGCCUGUGGGAACACUGAGGUGGCCGCUAGGAGUCUUUACUCCUACAUGCAGAAGCUGGCCAAGGUGGAGCCCGGAGAGCACAUCACCGGCAUGGAGCUGGAGUUCAAGCGGCUGGCUAACACCAAAGCCCACACAUCCCGGUUCGUCACAGCCAACCUGCCUUGCAACAAAUUCAAGAACCGACUGGUCAACAUCAUGCCCUAUGAAACCACCCGCGUCUGCCUCCAGCCAAUCAGAGGCCUGGAGGGCUCUGACUACAUCAACGCGAGCUACAUAGACGGAUACAGGCAGCAGAGAGGCUACAUUGCCACCCAGGGUCCGCUGGCUGAGACUACAGAGGAUUUCUGGAGGAUGCUGUGGGAACACAAUUCCACCAUUGUGGUCAUGCUCACCAAACUGAGAGAAAUGGGCCGGGAGAAGUGUCACCAGUACUGGCCCGCAGAGCGUUCAGCCCGGUACCAGUACUUCGUGGUGGACCCCAUGGCUGAGUACAACAUGCCUCAGUACAUCCUCCGGGAGUUCAAAGUCACGGAUGCCAGGGACGGCCAAUCACGGACAGUGCGUCAGUUCCAGUUCACCGACUGGCCAGAGCAAGGCGUGCCCAAAUCCGGAGAGGGCUUCAUCGAUUUUAUUGGCCAAGUGCACAAAACCAAGGAGCAGUUUGGCCAGGAUGGACCAAUCAGCGUUCACUGCAGUGCUGGCGUGGGGCGGACCGGUGUCUUCAUCACUCUGAGUAUCGUCCUGGAGAGGAUGCGUUACGAAGGGGCAGUGGACAUCUUCCAGACCGUCAAAAUGCUGCGCACACAGAGACCGGCCAUGGUGCAGACUGAGGAUGAGUAUCAGUUCUGCUACCAGGCUGCUCUGGAGUACCUGGGUAGCUUCGACCACUAUGCAACGUAAAUAAAGAGACAACCCCCCAUCCAUCUGUCUGCUUCGAGGUCCACCAACAAACUGACGAGUGAAACGAGAGAAAGACAGCCUGAAAUAACGUGAACAUUGAACCUUUUCCUGGGAGCAAGACUUAAAGAUGAAUUAUACACCAACAAGGACAACAAAAGAUAACAACAAAAACAGCAACAAUAAAUCUGUGUCUAACAGCACCCACACUGCUGGUGGGUGUGGAGACUAUCCAUGUGUAAUCCAUAUACUUACCUCAGUGUUCCAGUGUGAAGGACGUAUAAUACAUGUGUGUUGUGGUCAGCUAUCUCCAAUAUGAACCAGUGAAAUACAAACAGCUUCUGAACAGGAAUUAUGAUAGUAUAUGUGUAUAAAAAAAAGGAAAAAAACACAAAGAGCCUGGAUAUUUGCUGCACCCUAUAUGGGCUUUUUAUCCUCAACUUUGUAUCUAUUGGUUUAGUGUACUAAGGGGUUACAAAGUGCAAAGGUGAACAUUUUUAAGUGUCCGUGAGUCUAUUUCAAAGGUGUCUAAGGUUGCCACAGUAGCUCUGAUCAUAGUUUAGAGCACAUGACUCAACACCCAGAGGACUGUUGGAGAAGCAUGUGGAUGCUCAUUUACCCAAAGCACAGUGCCAAGAGAAACCAUGCAGCGUGAACGUGAGCCGUGGCCUACAAGGAGAGAUGACUUCCUCUUUUAUCCAGCAUAACAUAAAGUCAGACCAGAGACCGCUCUUACUAACACUGGCCAAGGAUCAGUUAAUGCUCGUCUCCAAUGGUGUCCUCGCUGAGCAACAGCCCGGCAUCCGAACAGUGAUUAGAGCCUGUCAUAUCCUCCACUGGGCUGAGGUCUGUAGUCCAGUGCAUUAUUCGUCAAACAAAGUUUGCUUGCUAUUUGCUGUGGUCCUUGUUCAUCCUCCAGCUCAUAUCCACUUGAAGUCAGCCCCAUUGUGUCAGCUCAGCAGUGGCUCAUUGAGAAGGAUGCUAAUGAAAGCUUCAAUCCUGCUAAAACAGUUCUCAUCCCAUCUCUGCUGACAUGAUUUUUGUGUGUUUUUACUGUACGUCUCUGCCUUACGCUGACUUAUUUCUUGUGUUCAUGCUGCUCAAUGUUCAUGCGUUGUGUUCUUAACAUUUAUUGUCAUACAGUAUCUAAAAUUGAGGAUGAAAGUUAUUUCCCAAUCAUCUUCAUCCUCUAAAGCUUACCUACUUGAAUUGCACGACUUCGCAGUUACAUCAAUCUUGUGCAGUGAAAGAUAAUGACAGAAAUCCAAAAAAAACAUUCAGCGAUUUUUUGCUCACUUUCAACAGUCCUCUCCCCUCACCUACCUUCAUAUAAACUUCAUUCAAAUUCUCUCUGUUUCUAAAUCACAUUGUACAGAACAUCCCAACUUAACCAAAUGAUGUUUCCCCCCGUCUGCUCCAGUAGAAAUGCACAAUUCUGUGAUAUCGAUAUAUAUCUUUUCUUGAUUUGACAUAUAAUCAUAAUUGGUCCCAUGUGGUGAUUUAAGAGCACAGCGAUGUCCGGUGAAUCAGACAUUUCGGUUUCACAGAUUUUGUACAUACAGUCUAUCAUUGGAGUCCUAUAACAGUACAGUUACAUACGUCUGAGCACAAGAUAUAACGUGGGAUUGGAUGUGAUGUAGUUCUUAUUGUCGCAAAAAAAGCCUUAUUGUUAUUGUUCACUUUGUCAUAUUUAUUUCAUAUGAUUUUUUAAGAUAUUUAUUAUUCUAUUUUGUUACUUUUUAUGUUCGUUUUUAAUCUAUUUAUUUGCGAUAUCUACCAACUAUAACCGAUAAGAUGUUGUAUACCUGUUUCUUUGGCGAGCCAAUGUUAAAGUAUGAUAUUGUCACUGUUUGUUUUUUUAUUUUCGAUGGUCAGUUUUGGUGCUUUUUUAUUUGCUUUAUAAUGAUAAAGUAUGCCCUCUGUGUAGGGUGCUAUUUGAUACUGAUUACUGAUGUCCAACUAGUUAGCUAGAGAUGUGCAUUAGAGGAGACCUAGUUUAAGUUUACAGUGAUGCCCUUUUGAUGCCCCCCCACUCUCCACCUCCAUAGCAACAGCAGCGGUGUGAUUGAUCCCCGCAACAGAGGUAUGGUCCGCCCCUCCGUGAUACGUUUAAGGGCAUCAGAGAAUUACAUAUAGAGAGCAGAUUUGUUGACUAAAACCUCGGACAAGCUGUUGGUAUUAAGAUUCCUGGAAAGCACAUAGUAGCAGGUGUAUUUUUGACAGAGAAUGGGCCAGCUAAAUGCACCCUCUAAAGUUAUUGUUUAUAUCUGAAAUUAUUCUGAUAUGAAAUUGUGUGGUCCAGAAGUCUUGACAGUGUGUGACAUAUGAAAUAUGUUAUUCCUUCGAUUUCUAAUGAUGAUUGUGUCAAGAGAAAUAUAAAGGCACUCACAUGAAACAUAAUAUGACGUGUGUUGAGGGCCAGCUUUGAUGACUCACCCCCUCACUUAUGUACCUGUUCUUUCCUUUCAAACCAUGGAUGUAGAUAUUGUAUCUUGACUUUGUAUUAAAAGCAGGAUGAUUGGAUAUAGCGCA